Messenger RNA from Trichechus manatus latirostris (Florida manatee), 3516 nucleotides. RefSeq names its product zinc finger and SCAN domain containing 25 (gene ZSCAN25). The transcript has 5 exons. Gene Ontology annotation, biological process: regulation of transcription by RNA polymerase II. Gene Ontology annotation, molecular function: DNA-binding transcription factor activity, RNA polymerase II-specific; RNA polymerase II cis-regulatory region sequence-specific DNA binding. Lineage: Eukaryota; Metazoa; Chordata; Mammalia; Sirenia; Trichechidae. The record is from RefSeq and is a predicted model, not a curated record. The coding region runs from base 257 to 2062 and encodes 601 amino acids. Gene Ontology annotation, cellular component: chromatin; transcription regulator complex; PcG protein complex.
CGACCUUUUUUGGUUAGCAGCCAAACUCUUAACCACCGCGCCACCAGGGACCCAACCUAAUUAUAAGGCAUCUUAUUCUCUAAUCAUUAUGUUAUCUGUCAAUGAGACCCUAAACUAUUUGUGAGUGUAAGUUAAAUCCUAUAUAUUUAUAAUUGUUCACCAAGUAGCUGCUUAGCAAAUACCUACUGAAUUGAAUUACUAUGACCUUCCAGAUAAAUGUUCAUUUUUUAACAAUGACUCAGAGAAGGUAAUUGCUAUGUUCUCCAGCAGAAUAUUCAUUGAUGUAGAGACAGAACUGGGUUGGACUGACCUUUCACAUGUCUCAUGUUCUCAAAAGGGUCAUCUGUGCUGUUGUCGUUGUCUGGUUUGCCCAACAGACCCUCAUCUUUUGGGAGGGAGUGCGAAGAUGCUUAAAGAGCGCCCAGGGAUGGCGGAAGAGCCUCAGCUGCAAAUGAGUGUUCCUGUGGUGAAGCUGGAGAAAGAGUUGCCAUGGGGCAAGGGAAGGGAGGACACGAGUCCUGAGACUUUCCGUCUGAGAUUUCGGCAGUUCCGCUACCAGGAGGCAGCUGGACCCCAGGAAGCCCUCAGGGAGCUUCAGGAGCUCUGCCACCAGUGGCUGAGGCCCGAGCUGCACACGAAGGAGCAGAUCCUGGAGUUGCUGGUGCUGGAACAGUUCCUGACUAUCCUGCCCCGGGAGUUCUAUGCCUGGAUUCGGGAGCAUUGCCCAGAGAGCAGCAAGGCCUUGGUGGCCAUGAUGGAAGACAUGACAGAGAGAGCACUGGAGGCCAAGGCGGUUCCAUGCCACUUUCAGGGAGAACAGGAUGAGACAGCACUUUGCAGAGGCCCUUGGGAACCAGGUGUCCACCUGGGGCCAGUGGAGGUCAAGCCUGAGUGGGGAUUGCCUCAUGGGGAAGGAGUUCAAGGCCUAGGUCAAAGCACUGAGGAGCAACUCAAUCAGAAUCCUGGAGAUGGGACGCAGGCCUUCCAGGAGCAAGCUCUGCCUGUUCUUCACGCUGGCCCCGGCCUCCCCUCAGUGAACACCAGAGACCAAGAGAUGGCAGCUGGGUUCCUCACAGCUGGAUCCCAGGGGUUGGGCCCAUUUAAAGAUAUGGCUCUGGCCUUCCCUGAAGAGGAGUGGCGGCACGUGACCCCGGCCCAGAUAGACUGCUUUGGUGAAUAUGUAGAACCAGAGGACUGUGGAGUCUCAUCUCCAGGCAUUGGGAGCAAGGAAAAGGAGGCUAAAACUCAGCAGGAAGACCUUAAAGGGCCACUUGCUGGAUUGACGUCAGAGAGGUUUGGGGAAGCUGUUCUCCAGAGCCCUGAACUUGGAAGGACCUGUGACCAGGAGCCCAGUAGCUCUGUGGGACACAUGCCAGGACUUCCUGCUCCCCAGCAUGGUGUCAUACCCAAGCCUGAUGACCUCAAGACUCACAGCUCCUUCUGGAAGCCUUUUCAGUGCCCCGAGUGUGGGAAAGGCUUCAGUCGCAGCUCAAAUCUUGUCAGACACCAGCGAACCCAUGAAGAGGAGAAGUCAUAUGGCUGUGUUGAGUGUGGCAAAGGCUUUACCCUGAGAGAGUACCUUAUGAAGCACCAGAGAACCCACUUAGGAAAGAGACCUUAUGUCUGUAGCGAGUGUUGGAAAACCUUCAGCCAGAGACACCAUCUUGAGGUCCACCAGAGAAGUCACACAGGAGAGAAACCCUUCAAGUGCACUGACUGCUGGAAAAGUUUUAGUCGCAGACAGCAUCUUCAGGUGCAUCGGAGAACUCACACUGGGGAAAAGCCCUACACCUGUGAGUGUGGCAAGAGCUUCAGCAGGAAUGCUAACCUGGCAGUGCACCGGCGAGCCCACACAGGGGAGAAGCCGUAUGGGUGCCAGGUGUGUGGGAAACGUUUCAGUAAAGGGGAGCGGCUAGUCAGACACCAGAGGAUCCACACUGGAGAGAAGCCCUACCACUGUCCUGCCUGUGGGAGAAGCUUCAACCAGAGGUCCAUCCUCAACCGACACCAGAAAACUCAGCAUCGCCAAGAUACCCCAGGGGCAGUAAAGGCACCCUGCUGAAGUGUCUCCUUUCUUUUUCCUUUUGCUAUUGGAAGGCACUGGAGAGGGCAGGACCUCCCAGAACCAUUAAGUGGAGGGAAACCUCAUUGGAGGGAUGUCAUUCAUCUUUCCUCACUGAAGCGCUUGUGGAGGGAGUGAUGGGGUGCAGAAGGGUGGUUUGACCUAUUUUCUUUCCACCCAUUCUCAAACACGGGAAAGGGACACGGCCUGGUUUAUUUCGAGCUUCUGGAGAGCGCAGCUUCUCACAUCUCUUAACCAAGUGCUGCUAACAGUUUUUUGUACCAUAUUUUGAGGAGACCAUUUCCUGAGUUGCAUUUCAGGUUGAAGUUUUUCUCCUUCAAUGGGAUGUGCUUCUCACUCUCCUUAGGAAGUCUGGUGGUAAAGGCAACAUUCUGACACACGUUGGCAGCUUGAACCUCAAUUUUUUUUUUUCUGAGAGCUGUGUCUUGCCUGUAAGAUCACUAGCUCAGACUCUCUCCCUUCCUCCCCUCACUCUCUCUUUCAUUUAACGGAUAUUUAUUGGACACCUGUUAAAUUCCUGGCACUGGGAAUACAGUGGUGAAUGAGACAGAUGAGAGAUGUGUUCUCUUGGAGCUUGUGAUGAGCAGUGGAAAUAAACAUGAAACCGUUAGCACAAAGUAUUCUGAAUUACGCUUUGGUGAGUGCUGUGUGAAGGUAUAGACUUCUCAUGCUCACUCUUUCUGCUCUGACUGCAAGCCCUCUGCUUGUGUGUGGAUCUUUCCCUUAUCAGUUGGGAUCUUUUCUCUAGCAGCCACACUUAUUUUACUUUUAUAGCCCUCUUUGUCUCUGACUGUAACAUUCCACCCUCAUCUGUAAAUUUCCCUAUUCCACUAUUUCUUGUACUGUAAUAACUCUCAACACAUCAGCUAUUAGGAAAUUAAUAUUUUGCUACCGACCACUGGAUAAACACGAGAGUAUUUUCUGAAAUACUCAGUUCUUUAAAAAGAUCUAAUUGAGUCUGAAAGAUGAAUAUUAAUACCCUGUAUUUGAUGACACUACGGUAUAUGAAAUGCUUUUCUUGGUAUCCUCAAUAUAUUACAGAAAUAUAUAUUGAGGCCCUACAGUGGGCCAGGAACUCUUCUAGGUGUUCAUGAUACAUCAGUGAACAAAGUAGAGGGAGAAAAAUCCCUGACCUUGUGACGCUUUUACAUUUUAGUGAAUGUAUUUGAUCUUCAGAACCCCCCAAGUUGAAACUCGUGAACAGUCCCAUAAAUACUCUGGGAUUUGAGCCUGUGUUCUUGGUUCUGUCAGCUUCUUCCUGGAAAUGUGUUUGCCACGUACCUCUUGUUACUGAAUAGUUUCUGUUUGGUGCAUCUAGAUACUUAUCUUUUGAGAUGCUGGAGAGGAUGAGGUGGUAGCAGCCUGUUCGGCGUAAGUGCCAAUUCAGGAAAAAUAAAUGUAUGUAGGCAUUUAAAAAAUACAUUUCUCAAAAA